Coniophora puteana RWD-64-598 SS2 is the source of this 1406-nucleotide messenger RNA. Its product is annotated as general substrate transporter. The transcript is spliced from 14 exons. Gene Ontology annotation, cellular component: membrane. Gene Ontology annotation, molecular function: carbohydrate:proton symporter activity. Gene Ontology annotation, biological process: transmembrane transport; carbohydrate transport. Bases 1 to 1293 code for a protein of 430 amino acids. Lineage: Eukaryota; Fungi; Basidiomycota; Agaricomycetes; Boletales; Coniophoraceae. The record is from RefSeq and is a predicted model, not a curated record.
AUGGGGCUCUUCUUCAACACCUUCGUGGCUCUAUUUAGUGCUAUCGGCGCAUUCUUGUACGGAUAUGACAGUGGUAUCAUUGCGUCAGUGAAGGCAAUGAAUCAGUUCAACGCUCAUUUUCACGAACCAAGCAAUGCACUGUUGGGCGCCGUAGUGUCCACAUUCAACGGCGGCUGCUUCUUCGGAGCGGCUGGUGCUGCUUGGACAAAUGACAAGUGGGGUAGGAAAAGGACCAUACAAUUUGGUGCUGUUUGGGCACUCUGGGGUUGCGCUAUGCAGUCGGGCGCCAAUAACAUCACGACCCUGCUCAUUGGUCGAAUUGUGGCUGGUGUUGCAAUAGGAAUUCUGUCUAUGACCGUACCUCUUUACAACACGGAGAUCGCACCUUCAAAGCGAUGGCUCCUGGAAGUUGGACGAGAUGAAGAAGCGCGCCAAGUGGUCUACAAGCUACAUGGCGGGUCCACACCUGAAUCCAAGGAAUAUGCGGAUAAGGAAUAUGCAGAAAUGCACGAUCAGAUCAAGGCCGAUGCUCUCAUUCGGAGUCGUAGACUUAGCGAUUUAUGGGCCACACGACCAAUGUUGCGCCGAACUCUGAUUGCCGUAGGGGUGCAAAUCUUCGGACAAUUUACUGGUAUCAAUGUCAUCAAUUAUUUUGGACCGCAAAUGUACCAAGCACUUGGCUUGACGACGUCCCAAUCCUUGCUCGUCCAGGGAAUCUAUGGUGCUGUUGGACCAAUAGCCAACUUCUUCUUCAUCACCUGCAUUCUUGAUAGCGUUGGGCGUAAGAAGCCUCUCAUGUUUGGAGCUGCCUCGUUCGUCGUGACGUUCAGCAUCUUAGCGGCUCUCGUCGCGUCAUUCCCGCCUGAAUCGGAUCUCAACUUAUCUGCUCAGAAGGCUGCAAUUUCCAUGAUCUUCCUCACCAGUAUCAUAUUUUCCCUUAGCUUCGGGCCAGUAAGCUGGGUAUUGGCAUCGGAGGUCUUUCCGACGAAGACACGCUCCAUUGGUACAAGUGUGGCCACUUGUGCUAACUGGCUUUUCAACGUCCUGAUUUCUGAGACCUCGCCCAUCGGUCUUGCCAACGUGGGAUACAAAUUUUACAUACUCUUCGUUUGCUUGAACGCGGUAGAUUUUGUGAUCAUCACACUAUUUUUCCCAGAAACUAAAGGAAGAACGCUCGAGGAUAUGGACAUUGUUUUUGGAGACAAGGUUAACGCGCAACAAGUUCUAGAGGAACACGUUGAGACAAAGGCGGAGGAAAUUUUUGAACAUAACGAAAUUAAGUCACAGGCCUGAUCUUAGGCAAUCACUCGAGUGGAGUAGGAUGCGACGAUGAGAAACAACCACCUCCCCCAUCCCCGCUUUGCUUGUUAUUGUACUAGUCAGUUACAUAGUCUAUAAGGUGCAAC